Messenger RNA from Fragaria vesca subsp. vesca, 1038 nucleotides. Its product is annotated as inactive serine/threonine-protein kinase At1g67470-like. Gene Ontology annotation, cellular component: plasma membrane. NCBI's taxonomy places the organism in Eukaryota, Viridiplantae, Streptophyta, Magnoliopsida, Rosales, Rosaceae. The record is from RefSeq and is a predicted model, not a curated record. Bases 1 to 1038 code for a protein of 345 amino acids. Gene Ontology annotation, biological process: cell surface receptor signaling pathway; protein phosphorylation. Gene Ontology annotation, molecular function: protein serine/threonine kinase activity; ATP binding. The transcript has a single exon.
AUGGAUGAAAGGGGUAGGGCAUUCUUCAACAACGGAAGGAUCUUGUUAGAGGAUCUCAUUGCUUCUUGUGACGGAAAAUCUAAUCCUAUUCGCAAUUACUCUGCUUCUGAGCUCAUUAAGGCCACCAACAAUUUUGAUCCUUCAUGCAUCAUUCAAAAUUGUACGCCUACUGGAGCAAGUCAGUUUCGUCAUUCUAUACAUGUUUACCAUGGUUACAAAAUGUUCAAGGGCUUUAUAGAAGAUCGAUACAUCAUUGUUAAGAAGUUCAUGGGGACUAAUGAUGAAACUAGGUCGCUUGCUAUUCGUGACAUUGUCGUUUCAAUGCAAAUGAGCAACAAUAAGAAUGUUUUGAAGCUCUUGGGCUGCUGCUUAGAGUUCCCUAUACCUGCUUUGGUGCAUGAGUAUGCAAGGAAUGGAGUUGUUAGUUACCAAGGAGGUUUUGGGGCCAAUGAGUCCUUGCCUUGGAGAGUUAGGUUGCGUAUUGCAAAGCAGCUUGCAAAUGCACUUACAUAUCUUCACACUGCCUUUCCAAGGCCUAUCAUUCAUAGGGACCUGAAACCUAACUGCAUUUUUUUGGAUGAGGACUAUGUCUCCAAACUCUGCAAUUUCUCACUGUCCAUAACCAUUCCUCCUAAGCAAUCAUAUGCUGAAGAUAACCCAAAAGGGACAUUUGGGUAUGUUGAUCCUACCUAUAUGAGGUCUGGUUACAUUUCGGAAGAAGGUGAUGUUUACAGCUUCGGUGUUCUAUUACUUGUGUUCUUGACAGGACAAGAAGCUUUGAUGAGGUAUGAAGAGGGAGGAGAGUAUGAGUCAAUUAUUCCCUAUGUGAAAUCUCAUGCUUGUGAUGGCCAGAUUGAAACAAUAGUGGAUCCUAAAGUUCUUAAGGAGGCCAAGGGAGAUAGAUACACACAACAACACUUGCAUGAUUUCCUUGCACUAGGAUUGUUAUGCACCGAUGACAGUAGUGAAGCAAGGCCUGAUAUGAUCGAUGUUGCGAAAGAACUCAUAAGACUUGAGAAGUGUACAUUACCCUGCUAG